Messenger RNA from Sphenostylis stenocarpa, 1074 nucleotides. Lineage: Eukaryota; Viridiplantae; Streptophyta; Magnoliopsida; Fabales; Fabaceae. The record is from the annotation of a GenBank genome assembly.
AUGGUGGCCGGUGCAACAGCAGAACUGCAACUCGCCUUUCUCUUCCCUGGUUUCCCCUCUUGGUCAAUCUCAGAGGUGGUCAUUAAGAAUGGAGAGAUGCUUGGUGUUUCACAUUUGAUAAAUAGAAAAGUCCUUUCAAAUGGUUGCAUUUCUCUUGGAAAAGAGAACUUACAGUUGAAAUAUAGUGAGGGAGAUAGAGCAUUUGGUACAUCAAGUGAACUCUUCAUUGAUGAAAGAUUGAGAAUCGCUUUAGAUGGCAUCAUUGUCACUAGCAUGGAAAUAUUUCGCCCUAAAAUUUUGGGUAGUUUGGCUCCAAACACCUUAAAAGUGAAGAUAAGGAUUACCACAAGAUGCUUAUGGCUUGACAAAGGGAAGCUGAUGGAUGCACUCUUCAAAUCUGCCCAUGCUGCUAUUUCAAGCUGCCCUGUAAAUAGUCCUCUGGCUCACAUAGAAAGAACUGUAUCUGAGGUGUUGAGAAAGAUGGUGAGGAAGUAUAGUGGUAAACGGCCUGAAGUUAUUGCCAUUGCCAUAGAAAAUCCUGCAUCCGUUCUUGUUGAUGAGAUAAACACAAAAUUGUCUGGUGAAACCCAUGUUGGCCUUGGAAUAUCAACAUCAAAAAAAGCAUUGGAUAGACAUGAGAAAAGAAAUCAGUCCAUCUCACUGCAAUUUAGUAGUAAAUGUGACAUCAAGUGGGAGCAUGAUGAUAGUAUUGAUAAUGCUGGUGGAGAUGAGGGUUAUUUAUCUGAGGAAGACAACACUGCAAGCGAAGCCGAGGGUGAUUUAUCUGAGUCACGGAAUUCAGAUGAAUUUUGGAAACCAUUCAUUACAUCAUUACCAGUUGAGAAACCAUUUGAUGCUGACAAUUCUGAAGAAACGUCUAUUUCUGAACCCAAGUCUUCAAAAUCAAUAAAGAGAAAUAAAUGGAAAGCUGAGGAAGUUAAGAAGCUGAUUGGUAUGCGUGAGGAACUACAUGACAGAUUUCAAGUUGUGAAGGGCAGGAUGGCCCUCUGGGAAGAGAUAUCUCAGAAACUGUUGGCUGAUGGGAUCAACAGAAGUCCUAGACAGAGUAAAUAG